Messenger RNA from Alnus glutinosa, 1428 nucleotides. Its product is annotated as NAC domain-containing protein 43-like. NCBI's taxonomy places the organism in Eukaryota, Viridiplantae, Streptophyta, Magnoliopsida, Fagales, Betulaceae. Gene Ontology annotation, molecular function: DNA binding. Bases 112 to 1245 code for a protein of 377 amino acids. Gene Ontology annotation, biological process: regulation of DNA-templated transcription. The record is from RefSeq and is a predicted model, not a curated record. The transcript has 3 exons.
CCUCUAUAUCUUUGUAUCUUUCAGAGUGCUUUAUCCUAGAUUGUUUUCAUUCUCUCUCGUACCUCUUCGAAUUCUAUCUUUGUGUCUGUCUGAACCUUUUUGAUCAUCCGAAUGCCAGAAAGCAUGAGCAUAUCAGUAAAUGGACAAUCCCAAGUCCCUCCUGGGUUCCGAUUUCAUCCAACAGAAGAGGAGCUCCUGCAAUACUAUUUAAGGAAGAAGGUUUCGUAUGAAAAGAUUGACCUAGAUGUAAUUCGUGAUGUUGAUCUCAAUAAGCUCGAGCCAUGGGAUAUUCAAGAGGUGUGUAAGAUAGGCACCACCCCACAAAACGAUUGGUACUUCUUUAGCCACAAAGACAAGAAGUAUCCCACUGGGACGCGCACCAAUCGUGCAACUGCCGCCGGAUUCUGGAAAGCCACCGGCCGUGAUAAAGUCAUACAUAGCAACUGUAGGCGGAUCGGAAUGAGGAAGACUUUAGUGUUCUACAAAGGCCGAGCCCCCCAUGGAUUAAAAUCCGAUUGGAUCAUGCACGAAUAUAGACUGGAUGACAACAUCACUGACACCAAUAUCUCCAAUGCUAUGGGAGAGGCAAGUCAGGAAGAUGGGUGGGUGGUGUGCCGGAUAUUCAAGAAGAAAAAUUACCACAAAACCCUAGACAGCCCUAUCAGUUCAUCCAUGACUGCAGAAACAAGAACCCACCAGAUGUUUGAUUCGUGUAAUGGGGGAGCUGCCUUGGAGGAAAUACUACAAUACAUGGGAAACACUAGCAAGGAAGAGAAGGAGGUAAAAAGGAGCGGAAGAUUUCUCCGGCCAAUAGACACCGGCAUGAAAAAUGGCUACCAGGAGACAUUCAUGAAACUUCCAAGCCUAGAGAGCCCAAACUCCACCAGCUGCCAAAACUAUUAUCAAACCAUUAAUCCUGACAUGAUUACAGAAAACGAAGGCCUAGCCGGUUAUCAAAUGGAGUCAUCAUCAGCUGCCCUCACCAACUGGGCAGCCCUUGAUAGGCUCGUAGCUUCUCAGCUCAAUGGCCAAACAGAGGCUUCUAGGCAAUUAGCCGGCUUUAGUGACCCCACCAUGGCUUAUUGCACUGAUCAUGAGCUCCAAUUUCCAACCCUUCGAUCAUCAUCAUCUUCAAACAGAUCCUACCAUCCCACCCAUCAGGACUACAACAGCGAAAUGGACCUCUGGAGUUUUGCUCAAUCAUCCUCCGACCCACUAUGCCACGUGCCGAAUGCUCCGGUAUAACAGAAUAACCUUCUCUCUCUCUCUCUCUCACUCACUCUCUAUAUAUAUAUAAAUAUGUGUAAACAUAUAUAUAAUAUAGUUCUUGAAGUCAGAGGCUUAUUAUUAGAGGCAGUUAUUUGUAAUAAUACUACUAGUACUACCAUGAUAAAUAUGCUAGAUAAAUAAAGGUGAAGGCGUUUUAGA